This is a messenger RNA of Rhodotorula graminis WP1, 1295 nucleotides long. RefSeq lists its product as uncharacterized. The coding region runs from base 141 to 1073 and encodes 310 amino acids. Gene Ontology annotation, cellular component: cytoplasm. The record is from RefSeq and is a predicted model, not a curated record. The transcript is spliced from 2 exons. Gene Ontology annotation, molecular function: phosphoadenylyl-sulfate reductase (thioredoxin) activity. Lineage: Eukaryota; Fungi; Basidiomycota; Microbotryomycetes; Sporidiobolales; Sporidiobolaceae.
CGCGAAGCGAGCCAUCCGCCGCCGAACCCUCUCGUCGCGCACGCCAUCCGCCGCCCUUUGACGCUCGCCUCAGCCGUCGCUCCACACCACCCCCUCUCCUCCCUCCGUCCAACACCCGACACACUCGACCAGCACGCACCAUGUCUGCCCCCGUCGCGUCCACCUCGACCGCGAUCCCGGCCUUCGACGCAUCGACCCUCUCGCAGGUCAACGCCGACCUCGCCGAGGCGACGCCGCAAGAGAUCAUUGAGUGGGCCGUCGACCACGUCCCGGGCCUGUACCAGACGACGGCGUUUGGCCUGACGGGCCUCGCGGCGACGUCGAUGGUGUCGACCCUGAGCAAGCGCCGCAAGCAGCCGCACCUCGUCCCGCUCAUCUUCCUCGACACGACGUACCACUUUGCCGAGACGCUCGACCUCGCGCACGCCGUCGAGCGCAAGUACAACGCGCCGCUGCACAUCUUUGCGCCGAUGGGCGUCUCGAACGCGCGCGAGUUCGAGGCCAAGUACGGCGAGCGCCUGUGGGACGAGGACGAGGACACGUACGACUACCUCGUCAAGGUCGAGCCCGCCCGGCGCGCGUACGAGACGCUCGGCGUCAAGGCCGUCAUCACCGGGCGGCGGCGCAGCCAGGGCGCCGACCGCGCCGCGCUGCAACCCGUCGAGGUCGACUCGACCGGGCUCGUCAAGGUCAACCCGCUGUGCCGGUGGGGGUUCCAGGACGUCAAGGACUACAUCGACAUGGCCGGCGUGCCGUACAACCCGCUCCUCGACCAGGGCUACAAGAGCGUCGGCGACUGGCACUCGACCGUCAAGCCCAAGGACGGCGAGGGCGAGCGCUCGGGCCGGUGGGCGAGCAACAAGACCAAGACCGAGUGCGGCCUGCACAAGGACUACUUCGCCAUGAAGCGCGCGUUCGAGAAGAAGCAGCGCGAGGCCGACCGUGCCGCGGCCGACAAGGCGCGUGGCGACGACGAGGUUGGCGAGUCGUCGGUCGACAUGUCCAAGGCCGAGGCGCAAGAGGCCAAGGAGGACCUGACGGCGAGCUUCAGCGACCUGCGCCUCGGGGCAUGAGCGCGCUCGCGCUCGUUCCUCUCGGCCUCUCUCUCUCUCGCCGGCUCUCUCCUCGCCCUAGAUCCCCUUAGAAACCGCCCGUAGAGGGCAGGAGACGGACAUUCUGUGCUUCCCCUUCCGCCUUUUAGACCUCCUCGCUCUGUUGCAGUCCCCCUCCCUCGAGUUGUGCCUCUCCCUCUCUCUCCUUUUAGUCUCUCCUGCAUCGCCGCCUUAUCUGUUGCC